Messenger RNA from Helicoverpa armigera (cotton bollworm), 2227 nucleotides. RefSeq names its product G-protein coupled receptor Mth2. Gene Ontology annotation, molecular function: G protein-coupled receptor activity. Gene Ontology annotation, cellular component: membrane. The record is from RefSeq and is a predicted model, not a curated record. Gene Ontology annotation, biological process: G protein-coupled receptor signaling pathway; cell surface receptor signaling pathway. NCBI's taxonomy places the organism in Eukaryota, Metazoa, Arthropoda, Insecta, Lepidoptera, Noctuidae. Bases 319 to 2010 code for a protein of 563 amino acids. The transcript is spliced from 11 exons.
GGGCUCCAGACUGCGGCGCCCGAGGGCCAGUCGGGACGCACACGGCGCGACUGCAGCACGCCUCCCCUCCACCGCGCGACGCGCGAACACCGCUUAUCUCUUAUCAUAAUAAAAAUGAUACAUCAAAUUACCUCACUAGUACUCAGAUAAUGAACACUCCAGCAGUGAUAAUAACGCCUUCAGUACCGAUUUGAUUCGAUUUUACGAUACUCAUUUUCGGAAGAUUUUCCUAUUUUGUUACUUUCCUGAAACGAGUAUGAGCGCGUGCAUAGAACUUUAGAUGCAAAGUGACAAAGUUUCUGUGACUGUAUUCGUGUGAUGCUAAAAAUGAAACCGAUAUUGUUAGCGGUGACCUGCACGUUGGUGUUCAUGAGUAUCGAGUGUACUCCCUGCUCCAGGGUGCAGAGCGUGGACAUAACUGAUGGAGUGAAGUACGAGAACUCUUCUAUUGUAUACGAUGGGACAGAGUAUAAGUCCGGUACGUGGUAUGAGCUGGAGGAGAACGGCACGGCCCUCGUGUUAGGGUGUCCCUGUAUUGGAAGGAAGUGUUUGCAUCGAUGUUGCAGUCCCGGGAGUGCGUUUGUGCAGGGGCAGUGUGCGGAGACUGACGCGAGUGCUAUAAACCCUUUCAACCCGCCCGUGUACAACGGGAAGGUGGUGUCGAGCGUGCAGGCGCAUCAGCACUUCUUCUACCUGUACCAGCGACCCUGCAUCGACAGCUACUUGGUGGACUCGGCCGCAGCUGGCGAAGAGCUUUAUAUUCAACAGAAUGGCACACUGUUCGAGGUAUCUACAGGAGGACCAAUAUGGCAUGACCCCGGCUCCUACUGCGUGGAAAUGUAUUUCAACGAGAACAGUUCCGAAGCUGGCCGGCUGGUCGCUGGCGUCUGUUUUGAAGAUGUGGUCACGGAUGACAGCCCUGUACUCUACACCGCGUAUGCUGUUGGUUUAAUUCUGUCAGUACCGUUUCUGCUGGCAACAUUCCUGAUCUAUGCAUUUAUUCCUGAGCUGCGGAACCUGCACGGCAUGUGUCUGAUGGCGUACUGCGGCGGUCUGAUCGUGGCCUACCCGUUCCUGGCUUACCUCAAGCUCCAUGUUGGCAGAGUUGGAGUCGCAAUGACAGGCUGCUUAGUCGUUGCGUUCAUCGUUUACUACGCAUUCCAAACGAGUUUCUUCUGGCUCAACGUCAUGUGUUUCGAUAUAUGGAGGACUUUCAGGCGUGGUGGAUUCAUACGAAUACUUUCAUUCAAUUACUCAGUAGAGGUCAGUCAACUUAGUUAUAAAGGAAGUGUAAAGACAGCUGAAGUUGGGACUUUAGCUCAACAGUCGCAAAGUGGCUAUCGGGGAGGCAGUACCAACAAGCGGCGGGAGAGAAGAAGGUUCCUUCUGUACGGCCUGUACGCGUGGGGAGUACCUCUCGUCCUCACUGGACUCACGGCGGCCAUGCAGUUCAGUGACCUGCCCAACCACAUCAUCAAACCUGGAUUUGGGACUAAACGAUGCUGGUUUGUUGACUGGGUGAGCGAUCUGGUGUACUUCUUCACUCCGGUCUUGGUACUAGUCGUGUGCAACGUGACAUUUUUCGCCGUGACUGCCCACCGCAUUCGCUCCAUCAGACAAGAGACAGCCAUCUUGAAAGGCGCCGAGUCCUCGCGCAGUGACAAGCUUAAGAAAGAUAAACAGAGAUACGGCCUCUAUCUAAAGCUGUUCAUGGUGAUGGGAGUGAACUGGUCAGUGGAGCUGAUCAGCUUCGCAGUAGGCGGCUCCAACUGGUACUGGAUCGUCACUGAUAUAUCCAACAUAGGGCUUGGUGUCUUUGUCUUCUUCAUUUUCGUGUGGAAGAAGAAAGUGCGCAACUUGGUGCAGAAGAGAUUCCGCAACAUAUUCGGUCUGGAGUCGACGGAGAGCGACACACGAGCGGGCAAGUGGAACACAACCAGCACAGCGCCGACAGAAGACACGCGCAUAUCGUCAGACGACUCAGCACUGCGUCUCAAAGAUAUGCACUAAGUUUAUUAUUCCAGAACAUGACAUCAUGCUAGCACCAAAGAAUUCUCAUGAACACACGGAUGCAUCACAUUACAAAAUCGCUAGUCAAUUCAUUGAAAAUUAUAUUCACAAUGUAGUACAACGCUCUAGAUGUGUAAUUAAUAAGAUUUAAUUAGGUUUAAUAGUAAUUAAGUACUUUAAUUUAAUAUAUCUUCUUAAUAAAAAGUUAUAAUUGCUA